Messenger RNA from Trichoplax adhaerens, 1323 nucleotides. RefSeq lists its product as uncharacterized. Gene Ontology annotation, molecular function: phosphatidylinositol-3-phosphate binding. Bases 1 to 1323 code for a protein of 440 amino acids. Gene Ontology annotation, cellular component: centrosome; midbody; cleavage furrow. The transcript has 10 exons. Gene Ontology annotation, biological process: mitotic cytokinesis checkpoint signaling; abscission. The record is from RefSeq and is a predicted model, not a curated record. Lineage: Eukaryota; Metazoa; Placozoa; Uniplacotomia; Trichoplacea; Trichoplacidae.
AUGAUGUGCUAUAAAUGUGCUGCAAAAUUUGGUCUUCUUAAGCGUCAGAAUUACUGUAGACGCUGUAAUAAGUUAUUCUGCAAGAAUUGCCUAUUCAAAUCCACUCAUGAUGGUAAUUUGAUCUGUAAAGAUUGCUUAAAGAAUAAAAGUGAUACGUAUAGAAUUUCUAAAAAUCGCAUCUUUGUAAUUUUACUUGUUAAUAAUAAAUUUACCGUAAUAUUAAGUGAAAGUGAUGGAAAUAAGCAAAAGGCAUCGAAAGCUGUUAAUGAACAGGCAGCUAGUUUUUCCUCACUUAAUUAUACAAGUGCUCAACUUACCGCGCAAAAACAACGCAGCAAACACGCUAACCAGAGAGGUAGUGGACUUAAAUAUACUAACAGUGAAGAAGAUUUUCAUUCCUCUAACGUACAAAGUGUAAAGGAUAUUGAAGAACGACUAGAGCACCUUCGUAAUGAGAAAGAAAGAGUAAACGUCUGCGAUACCAAAGAUAUCAAGGAACGACUUGAUAAACUGAAGGACAAUCCGUGUAAAGUAUCGGAUAAAGAUAUCGAAGAACGCUUAUGUAAACUACGUGGUGAGAACUAUUCCAGCACCAAGCAAUCACUGCUGGUUCAGAAACAUCGAACCGAAACCGAACAAAUUGAUGAGUUAAUCAACAGAACUGAGGACGAAGUUCAAUUAGAUUACGGGCCAUCAUCCAUUAAGCCACCGCAGGAAUUACUUUCAGAAUCUAGCACUAAUCAGGCAAUGGAUAUUUCCGAAGCUGAAAAACUUAUGCAACAAAUGCAGAUAGAUAUGAUAGAAGAUGAUAAAUUACAAGAUAAAGUAAAAGACUUAGAAUCAAGACUUAAAGCCUUGAAGGCUGAUAAGGAAAAUCAAGGUGCACAUGGAUUCAACGCUUAUACCGAUGAGGUUGACAGCGAUGAUGAUGAAACAUCAGCUAGCAAAUUACUAAAGCAGAUUAUACUAGAAGCUCAGAUGGAUCAAGGUCUUCAACAGUCUGGAUACGGAUUGCUAUGCGAUAGUAUUCAUCUUGAUUUUUUAAGGUCUGCAUUUAAGAAUAGCAGAGAUUUUCAUCUUGCUAAGAUAUUGAAAUAUGGAAUUUACUUAACACUAGGAAAUUUACUGGAAAAGAAGGCAAACCAUGACGAUGAAGAAGACGAGGAAUUACCAUGGUGUACGAUAUGUAAUCGGGAUGCUUCAUUACGAUGCCGCGGAUGUGAUGAUGAUUUAUAUUGCAAGAGAUGUUACAAAGAAUGUCACCAAAGCGAAGACCCUGAAGAACAUUUCGUAGUCUCUUACAAACCUAAGCGAAAAUCUUAA